Penicillium pulvis is the source of this 2064-nucleotide messenger RNA. RefSeq names its product transcription factor domain-containing protein. Gene Ontology annotation, cellular component: nucleus. Gene Ontology annotation, biological process: regulation of DNA-templated transcription; DNA-templated transcription. The transcript is spliced from 7 exons. NCBI's taxonomy places the organism in Eukaryota, Fungi, Ascomycota, Eurotiomycetes, Eurotiales, Aspergillaceae. The record is from RefSeq and is a predicted model, not a curated record. Gene Ontology annotation, molecular function: DNA-binding transcription factor activity, RNA polymerase II-specific; zinc ion binding; transcription cis-regulatory region binding. Bases 1 to 2064 code for a protein of 687 amino acids.
AUGGACUUAGACUAUCGGAAUUUGCUGGCCCCGAAUGGGCUACCUUUGAUUCCCCAAGGCGACUUUCGGUCCCCCAGUCUUCCCCGCCCGACCCCGGCCGUUAAUUUCAUGCAGAGAAGCCCGGAAUCAGGCGAGAUGGAGAAGACCCCGCCUGUCACGGGCAAGCGCCGAGGUGGAAGCCGAAAGGCCUGUAAUGAGUGUAAACAACAGAAGCUACGAUGUGACAUCGUGCAAACUCCUGCUGCGGCAUGCUCACGCUGCCGCAGGCUCGGGAUUGAUUGCAAAGUUGAACAAUCCUUUAAACGCAUCUCCAAGCGAAGACGCAAUGCGGAAAUGGAGAAGGAAAUCGCAGAUCUUCGUCGCCAGCUUAAACCUAAUACUGAACAUGAGCAGGCUGGUGAACACCAUACGGGCGAUGAGAUGUCACAAGCUUCAGAAGAAGGUUUCCGCCGACGCGAAUCUUCUGCUAUGGAUCGGUCACGCCCGGUAUCCGUUCCAAUAGAGACUCACCCUUCGAUGUCAACGCCUCUCACGAUGCAGAGAUCUGGCUCCAUCCUUUCACAGGACGAAAACACACCAUGGAGACUCGAAGAUGUUACCCUGUCAAGAGCUCGCGUUGCGCGACUGUUUGAACAAUACUUCAAAUAUUAUCAACCAUUUCUUCCGCUUCUUAAUUUGCCAAAGCCGCCUGAAGUCUAUCUUGGUCGUUGUCCUUUGCUAGCAUGGACUAUUGUCUGUGUGGCUAGUCGACGAUCGCCAUCUGAUCCAGGUCUGUUGAGUGCAUUGUCAGGACCAUUCAGCCGUCUAUUAUGGUCAACCAUCACCAAUGUCCCUCAGGAUUAUCGAGUAGUGAAAGCACUAUGUCUUUUAUGCACAUGGCCUCUCCCCACAACAAGUCAGCGAACCGACGCUACAUUCAUGCUAAGUGGUCUGAUGAUGCAGAUUGCCAUGCAGCUGGGCUUGCACCGCCCAGUUCAGGCGGAAGAGUUUACCACAUUCCAGAUGGCUGCUCAAGGUGAAGCACUCAAGGAUCGCUUACAUACGUGGAUCAUUUGCAACAUGGUCGCUCAGAACGUUGCAACUGGGUACGGUCAACCUCCUAGCACAAUGUACGACUGGGCUCUUGAGCCUGGCUCCUUGAAGGACGCUGAUUAUCAUCUGCCCCCUGAACUUGCCAUUCGACUGCGCAUUGAAAAGUUCUGUGAUCGUGUGACCAAAUCUCUGUACAGUAGUAAGCCCGACCCUGGUGAAUUUACCAGUAGGGAGAAGCUUGUAGUCGUCCAAAUACUUGAGAGCGAACUGAGAGACAUGGAAGUUGAGUUUGGACAGGAUAUUUCUGCGAUCAACAUGAUUCACCUACGUGCCGCCGAGCUGCACUUCCGUUAUUUUGUUUUCCUGGGCUCCAGCGCACAGAGCGACAAUCUCGCCAAGCUAUUCAUCGCAACAACUUCGUUCUUGGGGCGUGUUUUCGACCUUGAAACGGACCCGAGCGAACCCAUUGGUCAUUCAACAAAUUAUAUCCUUCAAAUGAUUGUUUCCGCUGCCUUUGCCUUGAUGAAGCUGUUGAAAAGCAGCUUCAACCGGCACAUUGACUUCAACCAUGGCAAGUUGUUAUUCAAUGGCGCUAUCUCAGCCAUCCGCCGAAUCAGCGUCAUGGACCACGAUCGACCCAUUCGCCUCGCCGAUAUUCUUGCUCAAAUGUGGAAUGCGACGGGGCCAGAGCCAGCUGGUGAAGACGGCCUUCAACUAAAGGUUCGCUGUCGAAUGAGCAUGAGCCAUGUAUACGAUACUGUAUGGCGCUGGCGACAACGGUUUCGGCCAGUGAAGAGCAUGGAAGAAAUGCAAGCAGCGGCAGCAGCAGCAAAUAUGGAUAUCACCAUGGCGCCUGGGCUUCAGACCCGGCAACAGGAUAUAUCUCUCGAGGACCCAUCAUUAAUGUUACCAGCUCAAUUCGAUGAAAGCGGGGCAUUUUUCAACGAAGCUGGGUUCUCUGAAGUUUUUGAUUCUCUCAAUUGGGUUUUCGAGGGCAUCCCAGACUCAUUAGUCGCUCCACCCAUCCUAUAA